Bipolaris sorokiniana ND90Pr is the source of this 290-nucleotide messenger RNA. RefSeq lists its product as uncharacterized. The transcript has a single exon. Lineage: Eukaryota; Fungi; Ascomycota; Dothideomycetes; Pleosporales; Pleosporaceae. The record is from RefSeq and is a predicted model, not a curated record. The coding region runs from base 23 to 241 and encodes 72 amino acids.
GCCUAUACUUAGCAGACCCAUUAUGAGACCAGCCUCACCAUGCGGCUUCCCCUUCUCCCGGACCCAUUGGCUCCUCCGCCCGCACAUGGCCGCCCCUCCACCACCCCAUCACAAACACAAUGACUCUUGUCUUCCCGGCACCCUGGGUCGCAGCCUUCUAUCCAUCGUCUUGUCAUUAGCCCUAUUCCCGUCGCGCAUCUGCAACCCCUCUCUUACGCCUCCGACAGCACAAGGAGAAUAGUAUCGCGCCGCCCCUCGUCGUACACAAACAUGAUGCUUGUUUCAAGUCG